Molecule: messenger RNA, 1543 nt
Organism: Odobenus rosmarus divergens (Pacific walrus)
Lineage: Eukaryota; Metazoa; Chordata; Mammalia; Carnivora; Odobenidae
Gene: KYNU
Product: kynureninase
Exons: 13
Coding region: 15-1424 (469 amino acids)
Biological process (GO): NAD+ biosynthetic process
Cellular component (GO): cytoplasm
Molecular function (GO): kynureninase activity; pyridoxal phosphate binding
Source: RefSeq, a predicted model, not a curated record
AGAAGCAACUUGUAAUGGAGGCUUCCCCUCUUGAGUUACCAGCUGACACAGUACAACGCAUUGCAUCAGAACUUCGAUGUCACCCGACAGAUGAGAGGGUCGCCCUCCGCCUUGAUGAGGAAGAUGAGCUGAGGAACUUCAAGGAGCAUUUUCAUAUCCCCAAAAUGCAGGAUCUACCUGUAGUUGAUUUAUCUUUAGUGAAUAAGGAUGAAAAUGCCAUCUAUUUCUUGGGAAAUUCUCUUGGCCUUCAACCAAAAAUGGUUAAAACAUAUCUGGAAGAAGAACUAGAUAAGUGGGCCAAAAUGGGAGCCUAUGGUCAUGACCUAGGAAAACGUCCCUGGAUUACAGGAGAUGAGACUAUUGUAGGCCUUAUGAAUGACAUUGUAGGGGCCAAUGAGAAAGAAAUAGCCCUAAUGAAUGGUUUGACUGUUAAUUUACAUCUUCUACUGUUAUCCUUUUUUAAGCCUACACCAAAACGGUAUAAAAUUCUUCUGGAAGCCAAAGCCUUCCCUUCAGAUCAUUAUGCUAUUGAGUCACAGCUUCAACUUCAUGGACUUAACAUUGAGAAAAGUAUGCGGAUUGUAAAGCCAAGAGAGGGGGAAGAAACAUUGAGAAUAGAGGAUAUCCUUGAAGUAAUUGAGAAGGAAGGAGACUCGAUUGCAGUGAUCCUGUUCAGUGGGCUGCAUUUUUACACUGGACAGGUCUUUAAUAUACCUGCCAUCACAAGAGCCGGACAAGCAAAGGGUUGUUUUGUUGGCUUUGAUCUAGCACAUGCAGUUGGAAAUGUUGAACUCCACUUACAUGACUGGGGAGUUGAUUUUGCCUGCUGGUGUUCCUAUAAGUAUUUAAACUCAGGAGCAGGAGGUCUUGCUGGUGCCUUUGUCCAUGAAAAGCAUGCCCAUACAAUUAAACCUGCGUUAGUGGGAUGGUUUGGCCAUGAACUCAGCACCCGAUUUAAGAUGGAUAACAAACUGCAGUUAAUCCCUGGGGUCAGUGGAUUUCGAAUUUCAAACCCUCCCAUUUUGUUGGUCUGUUCCUUACACGCUAGUUUAGAGAUCUUUAAGCAGGCAACUAUGAAAGCAUUGAGGAGAAAAUCUAUUUUGCUCACCGGUUAUCUGGAAUAUUUGAUCAAGCAUUACUAUAACAAAGAUAAAGCGGAUACCAAGAAACUGUUUGUGAACAUAAUUACUCCAUCCGGCAUAGAGGAUCGUGGCUGCCAGCUUACACUAACAUUUUCUGUUCCAAUAAAAUAUGUUUUCCAAGAACUAGAAAAACGAGGAGUGGUUUGUGACAAGCGAGAACCAAAUGGCAUCCGAGUGGCUCCAGUUCCUCUCUACAACUCUUUUCAUGAUGUUCAUAAGUUCAUCAGUCUACUUGCUUCUGCACUUGACUCUGCAGAAAUCAAAAAUAACAGUGUUUUCUAGAACAACUUAAACAAGUGUUACUGAAAGCUUCUAUGGUUAUUAUUAUUUUCAAAUUUUAAUAAUUGGAAGUCUUUCAAAACAGAUUAUAUAUACCUGGCAAUGAAUUAUAUACUUUACAG